CUAGAUGUAUUAACCAGCUCUAACAGCCCGCACGUGUUUACUUGUUGUGUGGGAUUUCAUUUCUUGGUUUUACAUUAGAAAACGUUGAUUUUUAACAGAUACAAAGAUGCCGCGCUCCAAACGUGAUAAGAAAGUUUCUUUAACCAAAACCGACCGCAAGGGUCUGGCUUGGAAACAGCGAAUCGUGGACGACAUUCGCUUUUGUGUUGGCAAAUAUCCCAAUAUUUUCGUUUUCCAAGUCCAAAACAUGAGAAAUAGCCUGCUUAAAGAUCUCAGGCAGGAGUGGAAAAAGAACUCUCGGUUUAUCUUUGGCAAGAAUCGCGUGAUGCAGAUCGGUUUGGGACGCACCAAAAGCGAGGAAGUGGAGUCGGAUUUGCACAAGCUAUCCAAGCGUUUGACCGGCCAAGUGGGUCUGCUCUUCACGGAUAAAUCCAAGAAGGAAGUUCUGGAGUGGGCCGAAAAUUACUGGGCUGUGGAGUAUGCACGCAGCGGCUUUGUGGCCACGGAAACGGUUAACCUGUCAGCUGGUCCCUUGGAGGACUUUGCCCACUCCAUGGAGCCGCAUCUGCGAUCACUGGGCCUGCCCACCAAGCUGGAGAAGGGAAUCGUCACCCUGUAUGGUGACUACACAGUCUGCGAGGAAGGCAAAGUACUGACGCCCGAGCAGGCGAGAAUCCUCAAGCUGCUGGGCAAACCCAUGGCUAAAUUCCGGCUGACCAUGAAGUGCUCGUGGACCAAAAGCGAGGGAUUCCAGCUGCACGUCGAGGAUGAUGUGAACGAUGAGGAACAGGCUGAUAGCGCCAUGGAAGAGGACGCAGAGGCUAUGGAGGACAACGACGACGAUGAUGACGAAGAGGAGGACGAUGAGUAAAUUAGUUUUAGGCGUAGAAUUAAUUUUUUAUGUAUAUAUCAAGUACAGAAAAUAUAUAUACGUGUAUUUUUACAUUA
Drosophila rhopaloa is the source of this 948-nucleotide messenger RNA. It is a transcript of the gene RpLP0-like, whose product is annotated as mRNA turnover protein 4 homolog. The transcript has 3 exons. Gene Ontology annotation, cellular component: nucleolus; preribosome, large subunit precursor. Gene Ontology annotation, biological process: nuclear-transcribed mRNA catabolic process; ribosomal large subunit assembly; rRNA processing. The record is from RefSeq and is a predicted model, not a curated record. The coding region runs from base 107 to 871 and encodes 254 amino acids. Lineage: Eukaryota; Metazoa; Arthropoda; Insecta; Diptera; Drosophilidae. Gene Ontology annotation, molecular function: RNA binding.